UUAGCUUUCAGUUUUAAUGAUUUGAAACAAAUAUGCAUGUGCGUAAAUUUUUGUGUUGCAUUCCCCUGAAAUACGGCGUGAUUAUAGUGGGCGCCAUAAGUGGAUUGAUAGACUUCAUCCUGGGCAGCAUCGGUUGGGAUAUGGUUAUCUCCAACAAAUUUCCAGAUUAUGUGGUUGAGUUCUUUCGAACCAUGAACACCCGGACAUGUGUGGCCGGAUUUUCUGCCCUCAUCUGGGUGUUAAUGAUCGAUCAUUUACUUCUGAUCUAUGGCGUUAUCUACAGAAAUCUCCUGCUUAUUGGCACCUGGCUGUUGAUAAACUAUAUAGUAUUUUUGUUCACUCUCGUCACCGUGUUGUUGGAUGGCUGGGCGAUCGUCCGAAUUAUUGGUAUUGGCUAUUGCCUAAUCGUGGUGAAAUCCUACUAUACUGAAUUGAACGUGUCUACUCCAGAUUCCAGCCGAGGAGCAAGUGAAAGUAGUGAGGAAUCGACUGCAUAAAUAAAUAUUAAUAAUAUAGCAGUCGAAUAUUAUAAUAAAUAUUAAUAGAAGUAUAAAUUAAA
Messenger RNA from Drosophila rhopaloa, 559 nucleotides. RefSeq lists its product as uncharacterized. The coding region runs from base 33 to 497 and encodes 154 amino acids. The record is from RefSeq and is a predicted model, not a curated record. The transcript has 3 exons. NCBI's taxonomy places the organism in Eukaryota, Metazoa, Arthropoda, Insecta, Diptera, Drosophilidae.